Messenger RNA from Portunus trituberculatus (swimming crab), 4306 nucleotides. RefSeq names its product A disintegrin and metalloproteinase with thrombospondin motifs 4-like. Gene Ontology annotation, molecular function: metalloendopeptidase activity. Gene Ontology annotation, biological process: proteolysis. The coding region runs from base 20 to 2266 and encodes 748 amino acids. Lineage: Eukaryota; Metazoa; Arthropoda; Malacostraca; Decapoda; Portunidae. The transcript is spliced from 16 exons. The record is from RefSeq and is a predicted model, not a curated record.
UCCACAGAUCCACCAGUUCAUGAGCCCUGAGGAGGUGCAGCGUGUAUUUCAUAUCCAGGACAAGCACGACCCAGUGCCGGAGUACAGCCUGGUGAAGCUGCGGAUGCGACACAAGCGGGACGCGGACGGCGAGGUGGUGAGAAGCGUGCACCUGCGGGCGUUAGGCUCCUCCAAGAUACUCAAUCUGCGGCCUAACCUCGAGCUGACCCGUCCUGUACCGCUUUUCUACGCCGACCGUGACAACUAUGGAGGCGUCACCGUCACGCCCACCGACCAUGUAGAGGACAUGGGAGUCCCGCACCAGGACGAGGAUACCAUGGCGGCCAUCACCGUGUCUCACCACCCUGACACCGGUGCUCUCCUGCUGGACGGCACGGUGGGAGAAGAGCUAGUGGUGCGAUCCCUGCCCCCUUCCCUCUACCAGCGGGCGCAGCAGGAGGAGGAGACCAACCUAAAUCAACUGUCCCCGGAUGACGAGUUCUUCAUGGACCAGGACCCCGGCGGUCUUGACGAUCCGAUGGUGUUCAGCGACGGACUCCCCGUGGCGGGAGACGGCGGCACAGGCUCCCUCCUCGACCUCCAGCAACAGCAAGACAACGACGUCAACAAGACUCUUCCCGAUGGCCUCACGCUGUUGAGGCGGCGCCGCGAGAGUGAGUCUGAGGGAUUCCACAUCGUGUACAAGCGAGCCGUCCCCGCCACGAAGACUGACUAUGCGUUCAUGGAGCCAGACCACAUCCCUACGCGCAGCCCCAACGCUCGCAACAGACGCAAGAGGAACGCGCCCUACAUCAUCUACCCCGAGAUUCUGGUGCUGGUGGACUACGAUGGCUAUCUGCUGCACGGACAAGACAACAGCCAGAUCAAGAGUUACUACGUCUCCUUCUGGAACGGUGUCGACCUGAGGUACAAGCUGCUGAAGGGUCCACGCGUCAAGAUCUCCAUCGCGGGCAUCAUCAUUUCCAGGAGCAGGGACGCCAUGCCUUACCUGGAGAAGAAUAGGGUGGGCCGUGACGCCAUCGACUCUGCCAAGGCGCUCAUUGACAUGGGGAAGUAUUUGUACCAGGAGCGUCGCCUCCCCACCUACGACAUUGCCUUCGCUAUCACCAAAUACGACUUGUGUCGUCGCCGAAAGAGUGGACGGUGCACGACAGGCACGGCCGGCUUCGCGUACGUGGGAGGCGCCUGCGUGGUGAACAAGAGGCUGCAAAAGGUUAACUCUGUCGCCCUAGUCGAGGACACCGGCGGCUUCUCCGGUAUUAUCGUCGCUGCUCACGAGGCAGGACACUUGCUUGGAGCAGUGCACGACGGGUCCUCGCCACCACCCUACCUUGGGGGUCCAGGAGCACGCAGCUGCCGGUGGGAGGACGGGUACAUCAUGAGUGACCUGCGUCACACCGAGAAGGGCUUCCGCUGGUCGUCGUGUUCCAUCGAGCAGUUCCACCACUUCCUCAACGGCGACGUGUCCACGUGCCUGUUCAACCUGCCUCACGAGGACGAGUCGCUGCCCAGGGUACUGCCCGGCAAGCUGCUCUCUGUGGACGCACAGUGCAAGAAAGAUCGGGGCACCUCUGCCUGCUUCAAAGACGAUCGGGUUUGCGCGCAGCUCUUCUGUUUCGACUCCUCCAGCGGAUACUGCGUCUCCUUUAGACCCGCGGCGGAAGGCUCGGACUGCGGCAACGGCAAGAUCUGCAUCAACGGCCGCUGUGAAUACGACAACGGCAACUCUAUAUCAGACUUCGACAUUAACAGGGUUUACAAGGGUGGCGUCCCUCGCAGGUCCGGCGAACACUUCAUCUUCCAAUCUACUCAAGUCAAGCCAGUGUACACCAACCCCCCUUCCUCCACCACCACCAGACGCCCCUUCACCACCACAACCACCACCACCACCACCACCACCACCACCACUCCCAGACCAGCCAUCACCACCACCAGGAGUAGCUGGUGGAACAGGUGGAACUGGAACGGCUGGAGCAACGACUCUAAUAAGCCCACAACUCCCCGCACUACGCCUACCACAACUUCCACCACAACCACCACCACCACAACUACCACUACAACACCCUCACCUCCGAAAGACUUAAAAAAGAACAUCAAAGAGCCAGUAAAGCCAGCUGAUGGCGAGUGUGAGGACCGGAUCGCCAACAUCGCCGGGACUCUCACCUGCCGGGAGUUUCUUCGCACCUACGGGUUCCGUUACUGCGGUCACCGCUACAUUCACAAGAACUGUUGCCGCUCACAAAAGGAGGCGUGCAACGGCCGCUAGUGAAGGUGGCGGAGAGCCUGGCCUUGGGCCUCGUCAGGUGAAGGCUUCAGCACCAGGCCCCCAGCACCUCCAGGCGGGUCACUCCCACCACGGCCAGUGUGUUCUCGGGCUGCGCGCAGCGAGACCUCAAGCCUCGUUGUUUCUCAAAAUGUAGGAGCUGCGGUACACAGUAGCAUCACUGCGUCGUGGCCUCCUCAUAGUGCGAUUAAAAAUGAGCCUUACUCUUUUCAUCCUUCAUACAUUAUCAAGUUUGUCAUUGCGACGCCAAAUCUGUAUGUAGUGAUCCCACAGAGGGCAGGCAAGACGGGCGACGAGCCUCACUUCGAUCAGCUGGAUCCACAGCUGCACCGCAAAAUACUGCUGCUGUAAAGUGAACGAUGAUCCUGCGCUACGAAAUAUCACGGAAUGCCAGACUAAGGUCCCCUCUCAAGAGACGUAAGCACACAAGCAGCUGCUGCAGUCCCCGGAUCAUCCUUUCUCCGGUGAACCUGCGUUCUGGCCUGUACUUUACCUUAAAUCCGUCAGUGUGUCAGUUAGAAAUGUAUUUCUGGACUCCGUAGUGGUUUUGAGAACGGCUCACAUGUCUCGCCCUGGCAGCGCGCCGCCAGGGACUGCCGGCCACGAGCGAGCGUGACCACCGCCGUCCGAUACCGCCCAGUCUUUCCCGGGGUGUUCCCGCCAGGAAAUGCCCAGCUUCAAACACAGUUCAUGGAACUGUUGUAAUGUAAAUAGUUGUUGAUUUUUAUAUAUAGAUUUUCAGUAUCUUAUAUUGUAAUAUAACUUAAUUCCUGUGAAAGCAAUACAAUGCCGUGAUAUAAUUAUUGUGCAAUUCCUCAGAGAACCUUCCUACCAAAUAGAUCUGUUUCUUUCCCAUAAACAAAAAAUUCAGCAAAGUUUUGUUGUACAUAGCCACAGAAUUGUAGUAUUUAUAUGUAAGAAAUUCUGUAUGAAUGAACCACCCGCCCUUACGCCGCGUCCCGGCCUGCCAUGCGGGGCUACGGGGGUUGUCAGCCAUGCCAUGGGGGCGAGAAGCCUGGGGCAGGUUAACUGGAGUUUGCUAGUGUGCACAACGGUGUCUCCCCACCACUGCUGACACGAUGCACCGCAGCAACUGUUGUUCACUCUUGCUUUGUGUUUUGGUUCCAACAGUAUUAGGAGACGUGGGACGCUGCCGCCAUGAUGGGGAUCCGUGCAGCAGCACACACACCUCAACACAAUGUUGUUCAAGGCUGGUAUGCCAAGACAACUCUUACCAGUCUGAUGGUGAUUCAGGACCUCCGAGCACACGUGUCCUGACGGUGGUAUUAAGUCUUGUGCUUGUAAUCUGAGAGUCCGCAUGGUAACCUUGUUAUUUAUGAUAUGUUGUUACCUCCUCGAGCAUUUGGUGAGAUAUAAUCAGCGUGGUUAGCGAGAUGCCUUUGGAUACACCAAUGACUUGGUGCUUCAGGCGCAGAGCGCACGGUGCCGCGUCGCCACUGCCGAGUUGAGGAAAGAGCAACCUUAAGAAGCUGCGAGAUAAGGUUGUAAAUCAAACGACGUCCGAAAAAGUACUGUGUUUCCUUGCACUAUUUCAGCAGUUGUGUACCGGAAGUGUGAUCGUGCUUCGUGCUGUGCUGUACGUGUUCGAUUACAACACACGAAGGUCUUUAGACGUUCAGGUCGCCACGCGCGAGGGGAGCCCGGACGUUGUGUCCCAAGCUGCAUCCCCCACUUGCGCCUCGGUACAUUUUUUUUUUUUUUAAUUCUGUACAUAAAUCAACAUUCUGAAAUUAUUUAGUGUAAAAUUAUAUUCCAAUUGUGUAAUUUAGAAGUUCAUAGUGUUUAGCCAGUUUUCAUAUUUUCUUAAAAAUGCGUUUUUCUUGGCUGAAUGAGUGUAAGGUGACGAGGAUGGUACUGAAACUUGUGACUGUGUGUGUGUGUGUGUGUGUGUGUGUGUGUGUGUGUGUGUGUGUUCUUGGUCUGCAGCUGACCGGCUCAUCUGUUGGCCAGGUCUCCAUGUUAAGCCAGAGGCCAAAAAGACAAAUAAAAAUGUCUCUUCAA